Molecule: messenger RNA, 2361 nt
Organism: Neocloeon triangulifer
Lineage: Eukaryota; Metazoa; Arthropoda; Insecta; Ephemeroptera; Baetidae
Gene: Ntan1
Product: protein N-terminal asparagine amidohydrolase
Exons: 8
Coding region: 373-1317 (314 amino acids)
Biological process (GO): ubiquitin-dependent protein catabolic process
Cellular component (GO): nucleus
Molecular function (GO): protein-N-terminal asparagine amidohydrolase activity
Source: RefSeq, a predicted model, not a curated record
AACCGAUCCAGUCGAUGCAGAAAAAAACAGGCCGAAACAGGAAUUUUUUUGAUCAGAGGAGUGAGACUUUGUACGAAAAGACGACUAGCCGGUGGAGAUCGUUGUAGGCUGAACGCCGAUAAAAUAUUCAAAAUCUCUCAAUCUCCGAAUUUCUUCAGGUCUUUGCGGCAAAGAGGAAAAACAACGCCUGAAUUUAUUACUCCCGACCCGAGACUGUCCUGGAAAGGACAACGUUCUCUGUCUGCAAAUCGAGGCUCUUUUCGAAGAUUUUCAACGCGGAAACUACGUUGGCAAGGCGCCGCUGGUCGGGAGUGGGGGCUGAGUUGGUUCAUCUGCUGAUCGCCGCCGCCGCGGCAACCAGUCAGUUCAAGGAUGGUUGUGGUGUUGCCAGGAGGCCCUUUGCGGCCCGAAGAACUGCCCUCGGACUCGAGGACGCUCUUCAUGAACCACCCCAGCUACAAAGAUUCGGCGUCGCAGUUGCUGGCCAUCCCGACCAAGGUUGUCGGCCACAUGGGCCUGCUGUACGUCCAGCAGAGGGAAUUCGCCAUCACAGUUCCUCAUGACAAAAACGUCACCAUAAUGGGCUCAGAUGACGCGACUACGUGCAUCAUUGUUGUUCUCCGACACACAGGAUCCGGUGCCGUGGGCAUCGCACAUCUCGACGGCUCCGGCAUGGACGAGUGUGUCAUCACGAUGAUCCAGAGAAUACAGGAGCUCUCGAUGGGCUACGUCGAAGGCCGAAUUGAAUUGCAACUCAUCGGCGGAUAUUCAGACCCGAGGAACUACAGCGAUGCGAUUUUCUACAAUCUGAUGCAGGCUUUUCAAAAACACCCUGUUGAGGUAGAUUUGACUUUGUGUUGUGUCGGCGAGCUGAACACAACAAUUCGCGGAGGAAUUCAUUGGCCCAUCAUCUAUGGAAUUGGAGUCCACACAAAAACUGGUGAAAUAUUCCCUGCCACUUUUGCCGACAAAGGCCCGGAGCAGUCGUUGCGAAGUGCCCGACAGUUCACUGGAGGCCGACAGCCCAUACAGGUUCUGGACAUUUACGACAGCAACCUGGGCAUGCUGCGGAUAGGUCCGUUCAACUACGAGCCCCUCCGAGGUGCCGAACUCUGGCUGCAGCAAAGCGACGACUUCAUUCUGCAACAUUUGUCCACCUCGCCAGACGUAGAGCCGCAACACUAUGUGAUGCAAGUAAGAGCCACUCUGAGGCACAUUAUGGAAAAUCCAUUCCCGGCCGUGACGAUAUUCCCGGACAACCGGCCCCACUACUACCGCAGAGAUGAACACGGCAAUUGGAUGCAUGUUCGGUACUGAAAAUGUAUCGUUUUUAAUUUGAGUUUUCAUUUCUGAGAACAAAAAUCAAAUUGCAAAGAGAGCAAAAAGGUAACAUAUAAAUCCAAAACAAGUCGCCUUGAAUGUUGAAAAAUCAAUGUUAAUUUUAUUCCUUGUUUUGGUCUUGCAUUUUAAGAUUGUGUGAGUGGGCAAUCACACCCCGAUUGUGAUUGAGUCUUAUUUGGGGUGUCUCUGAGAGGAACCCUGUUUACUUUUUUUAUGAGAUUGGAACAAUUGUACAGAAAUUUCCUUUACCCGCGGGUGAUAUUUUAAUUAUAGUACUUGAUCAAAGUGGAGGAGAUUUGACUCAAAUCUGCUCAAUAAGGGAAUAAUUAUAGCUCUCUUAUUCCGAACAUGCCCUACUUAAAAUUUUCAAUCAAGAAUCAGGCAAUCAAAAUUUAGCCAAGGACUAACAGUGUAUACUCAUUAAUUCUCGAAUUGUGAAUGGGGAAGCCUUUAAUAGAGUUGGGCCAUAAUUUAUCAACAUGAUUAUAGUCAAUCAAGGAUUAUUAUCAACUUCACAUUCGUAUACAUAGGCAUAUAUUUUGUUAAUAAUGCAAAGCUGUAUAAAGCCCAGUGAACUUAUUGUAUCAUGUACACAAAAUAACUGUAACUUUAUAUUAAGCUGGCCAUUUUAUGUUUAAAACCUAUAACAACAAGCCAUGUGCAAUUGCAAAAUGAAACGUGUUGGUUGUGGUUGCAUAAGCUAAGAGACGACUGACUUUUGUUAUGCAAAUUAGCAAGUGCACAAAAUCAAAGUUAGUUUUUCCGUAUGAAAAAGAGCAGUUGUUGCUUCAAGUUUUGUGCCAAAUUCUAAUUUCAGGCUAUCAGACAGAAAGAAAAUUUACUGUAAAUUAAGUUGAAUUAAGUGAUUUGUUAUAGAGAGUAUUUUAUAAACAAAUUUUAUUUGAUCGUUCUCUGCAUCACAAAAUAUUGUGCCAGUUAUGUCAUUAUAUAGUGCGAAGGAGAAUUUGCGCGUUGUAAAAUAACUCUGUGAAUUAUUAAUUAAAGACGUUAACAAUAGCA